Teleopsis dalmanni is the source of this 1590-nucleotide messenger RNA. RefSeq names its product U3 small nucleolar RNA-interacting protein 2 (gene U3-55K). Gene Ontology annotation, cellular component: small-subunit processome. Gene Ontology annotation, molecular function: snoRNA binding; protein binding. The transcript has 5 exons. NCBI's taxonomy places the organism in Eukaryota, Metazoa, Arthropoda, Insecta, Diptera, Diopsidae. Bases 154 to 1590 code for a protein of 478 amino acids. The record is from RefSeq and is a predicted model, not a curated record.
UGAAUCGUCGCUAUUCAGCUGUCAAAACAAUAGCUCUCACGUGUAGUUGUGCGAAGCGCUAUGAACUGCUCUUGGUAAAUCUUAAAGAAUUCAAACAUUUCUUUUGCUGUUCAUAUAUUUACUGUAAAAAUUUAAAAAACCUCAUAACUAAACAUGUCUUCAUCUUUUUUUCUUAAAAAAGAACCAAAAGGAAAUAAAAAGCGCAAAGGCCAAAAUGUGGGAAGCGCCAGCAAAAAUAAAAAGCGGAAAGAUGUCUCGAUACCAACAACAACGAAGAAGCGACCUCAAAAAGAUGACGAGGAAAUUGCCAGCGAUGAUGAAGAAUAUGAAAGCGAUAUUGAUGGCAAUAAAAGUGCAUUAGUAUUCUCAUCGGACGAAGGCGAAGAAGAAACUGCUCAGGAUAAACGCUUACGUUUGGCAAAACAAUAUUUGGAGGAAAUAGAAAAACAGGAAGCAGAACGCGCUGAAGAACGCGAAAUGCAUGACCACGUAUCGAAGCGAUUACGUACAGAUUAUCUUGACAGUGUAGGACGAUUGCGACGUUGCAUUGCUGCUUCAAUUGCUGGUUACGAUGCUGAUAAUAUUAUAACCCUUAAACAUAAAUUACAACACCUACCAAUGUGUUCACUUGUGCUAUCAGCGGAUGGUAAAUAUCUUUUUACUGGAUCGAAAACGCAGCAUGUACUGAAGUGGGAUUUAAAUACGCUUAAAAUAGUGGGUAGCUUUAAUGUACAACCUUAUACAGAAGAUCCUGACAAUGGAAAAAGUCGACGUUCGCACAUUAUUGCUAUGUGUUUGUCCACCGACAUGAAAUAUCUAGCUUUAGCCGAAGGCGGCAAUAAUAUACAGAUUUGGUGCCCUCAGCAAUUGACACACUUGAAGACUUUUAAAGGCCACCGUGAUGUGGUGACUUCACUAGUAUUUCGUAAAGAUACACAUGAACUGUAUUCAGGUUCUAAGGAUCGCUCUGUUAAAAUUUGGUCGCUGGACGAAAUGGCUUACGUAGAGAGUUUAUUUGGACAUCAGGCUGGUGUGACUGGCAUAGAUGCGCUAAGUCGAGAACGCGCUGUAUCAUCAGGUGGUUCUGAUAAUUCGCUACGAGUUUGGAAAAUAACGGAGGAAUCCCAACUCAUUUACAACGCUCAUCAGAGCAGCAUAGAAAAUGUCAAGUUCAUAAAUGAUGAAAACUUCGUGUCUUGCGGUGUUGAUGGUUCACUUUGUGUAUGGAGUGCAAUGAAGAAAAGACCACUCUGCACGGUGCGUGAAGUGCAUGGCAAGCAAACCAAUUCCGAUGCCAACUGGAUAUGUGCUAUUAGCUGUGUAGUCAAUACAGACUUAAUUGCAUCAGGUUCCUGUGAUGGUUUCAUACGGCUGUGGCAGUCUAGUGACAAUGGCAAGAAACUGAAACAAAUUCUGGAAAUACCCAUGAAUGGCUUUGUAAAUAGUUUAGCAUUUAACAACGAUGGCACUAAAUUGUAUGCUGCCGUUGGCCAAGAACACCGACUGGGGCGAUGGUGGCGUGAUAAAGAGGCGAGAAAUAAAAUCGUUGUUAUUGACUUGUUAAAAAAAGAAGUAGAAAACUCUAGUUAA